Molecule: messenger RNA, 1997 nt
Organism: Lutzomyia longipalpis
Lineage: Eukaryota; Metazoa; Arthropoda; Insecta; Diptera; Psychodidae
Product: MD-2-related lipid-recognition protein-like
Exons: 2
Coding region: 1169-1903 (244 amino acids)
Source: RefSeq, a predicted model, not a curated record
UGAAAAAUCAUUUGAGCCUGUCAGUCGAUUAAUCAUCAUUGGUCAAUCUCAGAUCAAUUCUGAUUGCUCAGUAAUUUAUCAUCUAUGCAGACCUACAUGAUUGAUUACAAAUUGAGCGAUAAUUGUUUAUCAAUCGAAUUGAUUACAUAUUGACCUGUUAUUGUUUAUCAAUCCGAUUGAUCAACUAUUGAUCAUCUUUGCGGACCUAUAUUGCCUCAAUAUGACCACAAUAAUUGACAAUGAUUGGCAAAAUUUGUUUACUGGGAUUAUAUUCUGUGGCGAUUGAAAAAAAGAAGAAUCGUUAAUAAAAUAGCAUCAAAUGUUAGAAUGAACGUCAAAUAGUAGAAUAAACGUAAAAUAAUAAAAUGAAUUUUAAGUGUAAGAAAAGGUACCUUAAAAACGUUAGAACAAGAGAACUUAAUAUCAAAAGAAUUAUUUAUAAAUUGUUAUUUAAAAUUUAAUAAUAUUCCAGCAUAGUGCAUGGAAGGGUUAACGAUAAAUAAUUAUUUACUCCCACAACAUUGUAAAUUGACCGAAUAUCCAAUAUUUCUUCAUUCAAUUCUUUAGUCUUUUUUUUUUUACCUGAGAAAUAAGAAAAUUUAUCAUGGGAUUUUCAAGACAGAGCUUAAAUCCUAAACAAGGAUUUAUUUCUUUUUUAUUUUUUUAAUACAAAAACUUUUCGAAUAGACUUUCAAAAUUUCCAUUAAAUUUCAUCAAAAUGACAAAAGAUGAGGAGAUUAUCAUAAAGUAUUUAUUGAUAUUAAUUAAAUUUAAAAAGAAAAUUGCACAACCGUGACCAAAUUUAUUUUAAACCGUGUUCUGAUGGAGACAUUGCACGUUCUAGUUGAAUUAAAAUAAACUCGCAUGGCCCACGGAUGAUUUUUUAGGAGAAUUAUCAGAAUUAUUGUGAAUUUUUGUCUUUUUUAUUUGUUGAAAUAUAUUUUAAGAUUUAAUUAUUAUUCUUUUGUAGUUUGUAUAAUGUAAGUAAUUUAAAGAAAAAGAACAAACAUUUAGUGAAGAUAAAUAGAUUAAAAAAUCAUUGUAAUCCCUCUCUCUCUACUAUUUAAUAAGAAAAGCUCAGAGAUUAACUAGUUUAUACAUAAAGAGCAAAAGAUUAUUUUGUAUAUUUUGCGUAUAAAAUCGGCACUGUUAUCAAGAGAGAAUAAUUAUGACAUUGCAGUCAAAAUGGAAGAUAAGGCCUCUGGAUUUUGUUAUGUUCAACUCAACAAGACUGAAAGUAUUUAGUCGAUUUACCAAAUAUUUCUACUCUCAGUUCCAUCCAAUCUUUCGGUGGCUAACAAGCAGUGUUGCGUUCACCAAACAUCCACAAAUAAUUUCAACAAAAAAAAACUUUUUAAAAAUAUCCAUUUUUAACUUCUUUUUUUACUUAAUAAAGUUUUUCUUCUUCAAGAAAGUGAAAGAACAAAAAAAAAUGUUUUUCAAAGUGUCCCAAAUUGGUUUUAUCCUCAGCAUAGUAUUGUGCUUGAGUGCAGCUGAACUCGUGCGUUUUCAGGAGUGUGAGGAAAAAUCUGAGCUAGCAUGUACAAUUCAUGCUGUUCGGAUAAAUCCAUGCCCCGAAGCUGCAAAUGAUCUUCCGUGCAAGAUCAAACGUGGCCGAUCGGCAAGCAUUGAAUUUGACUACUCAAGUGAAUUCCGUGCCACGGAGCUGGAUAGUCGUGUGUACUGGAGCAACGAGGGGGUGGAUCUACCCCUAAUUGGUGUCGAUACAAAUGGAUGCAACAUUGUCACGUGCCCAAUUGAGGCGAACAUCAACAACACCUACACGUGGACACUCAACGUAUCGAAGAAGUUCCCCAUUAGACAAUUCGACAUUAAGAUGAAGAUUAAGAAUGAAGAUGAGAACUUUUGCUGCUUCCUCACCAAAAUUCGCCUGACAAAAUAAGCGAUAGGAAAAGUGCUGAGAAUAAUUUCAUGUGAAGACAACCACAAUGCUCUCUUUUGAGGAUAAAAUAAAUUUUCAAAUUUUUGUAUUUUAA